AUGCCCGCCCUCGCCUGCCUGUGCCAAUCACGCCGCGGUGCCUGGCGAUCCACACACGCAGACGCCGCGCCACAGACACCAGCUGCCCACGGCCACCACGGCCACGAGAAUGCAAAUGGCCGCUGUGCUCAUGAUGCUUGCGGCCAUGUACGUACCGAUGAUGCCAAUGACGAUGCCAUGAUGGGCCGACGCGCCAUGCACGAUGCGCGACGCCGCGAGCAAACACCAUGGUUCCCUCUCUCCAACUCUCUUUCCCUCUCGCCCGCACUAUCGCCCGCCACACCCGCCUGUCUCGCCCCGACGCCAUGCCCGGCCGAUGACAUGUGCGGCUCUAGCCUGCCCCCAAACCGUCGUCCAAGCGAGUCAACUUCAUCACGCAUCCCGGCAGAGAUCGCACUCAUCUGUUCAGGUAAAACGGCUUUGAUGCACCCCUGGGUUCAUUUUGACAUGUUCCUCACGCUGCCGAGGCCGUCGUCGUCCAUGUCGCGUGCAAAAUCUCCACCAUGGCGCGAACCGCCAGCGGGCGUGCUGACAGCUAUUCACACGCCCAGUGCACUACCAAGGCCGAGAGCCGGCGCUGGGCACGACUCUAUGCAUUUGCCCUGUGCAAGACGGCAGCCAGGCCAGCAACCCGGCCAGCAGGCCAGCAACCACGCCAGCAGCCUGCGCCACGCACCUACACGGCCACGCCUACCCCUCGUCCCUACUUGCCACGAGGCGCCGUCGCCGCCCUAUGCUUACUACCCUGCGGCGCUGCAUUCUCUUGCUGCUAGUGUAUACGCUCUUCAUGCAUACCACAGUCAACCAAUGCGCGCGCUUGGUUCGCAGCGGCACGGUCGCCCCUGCCACAAUUCCCCCCCACCCCACCCGCACGUGCUUGUGCUUGUCACAACCCACUGCCCUCUCUGGCCGCUCACCCACGCCCCCUUCGCCGCCACACUGGCCGCCCGGUCUCGACGGGCCAACGCCCUCUUUUCGUGA
Molecule: messenger RNA, 981 nt
Organism: Bipolaris maydis ATCC 48331
Lineage: Eukaryota; Fungi; Ascomycota; Dothideomycetes; Pleosporales; Pleosporaceae
Source: RefSeq, a predicted model, not a curated record